CGCCCGCGGACGGCGUAGGGGCGGGGUCGCCACGCUCCGGUUCUGGCCGUCGUCAUGGCGGCUGCGUCGGGCUCCAUGCGCCUGCAGCGCUGCAUCGUGUCGCCGGCUGGGAGGCACAGCGCCUCUCUGAUCUUCCUGCACGGCUCAGGUGAUUCUGGACAAGGACUGAGAACAUGGAUCAAGCAAGUUUUAAAUCAAGAUUUAACAUUCCAGCACAUAAAAGUUAUUUAUCCAACGGCUCCUCCCAGGCCAUAUACUCCUUUGAAAGGUGGAAUCUCCAACGUAUGGUUUGACAGAUUUAAAAUAUCUAAUGACUGCCCCGAACACCUUGAAUCUAUUGAUGUAACAUGUCAGGUGCUUACGGAUUUGAUUAAUGAUGAAGUCAAAAGUGGCAUCAGGAAGAACAGGAUAUUAAUAGGAGGAUUUUCUAUGGGAGGAUGCAUGGCAAUGCAUUUAGCAUUUAGAAAUCAUCAAGACGUAGCAGGAGUAUUUGCCCUUUCCAGUUUUCUGAAUACAGCAUCUGCUGUUUACCAGGCGCUCCAGCAGAGUGACGGCCUGCUCCCUGAGUUGUUCCAGUGUCACGGUACCGCAGAUGAGCUAGUUCUUCAUGCCUGGGGCGAGGAGACAAACUCCACGUUGACGUCUCUGGGGAACGGGUGCAGCCUCACUUAUAAAGGCCCACACAGACGCCUGGGGCUCUGAAUGGCAGAUUUGAGUUGGAACACUUGUCACAAGCCAACACUCAAGUAUCCUGGAAGCAGGAACAAAAGACCGAAAGACCAAGGCCUGCGAAUGAAGUAAACAAGCCGGGAAUGCUUUGAGGCUGGUGGAGUCCGUCCUUAUCUCGCUUUGUUCAAGCCCGGACUUCAAAGCGCGCUAUGACUCAGAGCCACCAAAUGACUAAAAGCAAAGGCCAGCAUGUGAAUUAUGGGGUGAAGAGAAAAGGAAAUGAUGGGAACAUUUGGAGAAAAAAAAAAGAAAGCGAAGUGAAAAACCACUCCUCUUCAUGCUUCUCAUAUUUCCGCGGCUCCAUAUCCUUUGCCUCCGCUGGAGAAUGUGAUAACAAUAUAGGAACGUGGUUAAGAGACUGGAUUUUGGUGGCAGAAAAUGCUGAGUUGGUAUCUCAGUUUGGCCACCUUUUCUCUGGCUUACCUUGGGAAAGUUAAGUCUUCGUUUUCUCCUUAAAGAGACUAGUUCUGAGGUCUAAGGAUCCCUGGGAACUAAGAAAUAUACUGAUGGAGGGAAAACAUUUCGCACAGUCCCUGGAGCAAGAGGUAUUCAACACCAGCCUUGGCUGUUUGGGGCUUGGCUGUUACUGUCCCUUCGGCUUCGUCAUUAUGGGCUGGCCACCCCGCCGUCUCAUCUGCCAGGACCAACUACUGCAGAGAACACUCCCCACUUAUUUCCAGUCUGAGCUGCUUCUUCCUCCGAGGGCUGGGACCUCGAUUUGCUACAUAGGCCUUUGUGCUUGACCACAGUCCUUGUCAGUAGCAGAGCAGAAGAAAUGGACUGGAAGAGGCAUCUCUUUCCCAGAGUUAUGUUUUUUUAUUUUAUUUUUUGUCUUUUUAAGGCUGUGCCUGC
Molecule: messenger RNA, 1581 nt
Organism: Sus scrofa (pig)
Lineage: Eukaryota; Metazoa; Chordata; Mammalia; Artiodactyla; Suidae
Gene: LYPLAL1
Product: lysophospholipase like 1
Biological process (GO): protein depalmitoylation
Cellular component (GO): cytoplasm
Molecular function (GO): carboxylic ester hydrolase activity; palmitoyl-(protein) hydrolase activity
Source: RefSeq, a predicted model, not a curated record